AAGAGGCGGAGGAACCUGCAGCCGCUGCUGAGCACGGCGGGGAGGGCGAGUCACCCGGCAACGAUUAACUGCUGAAGUACUGAUCGAGUUCUGCUAUUCUUCAAUGAGGAACUACAGGCUGAUCUUUUGCCAUAAUCUUAAACAACCAUAAAUGACAAAAGAAUGCUUGGUCAGUGAGGGCAGCUGGCGCAGAAAACGUUUUUCAAACUCGGCUGUUUAAGUACUCUGAGAAAAGACAGCUUUGAUUUUUGGCUGCAAAAAGAUAUGAGGAAGAGCUCUUCCCCUUCCUUGAGUAACUGCAACUCUGUUCUUGCUAACAAAAUAUUUGGAAUUCCACUUGAUGAGCUGCAGCAAGAAGGGCAACCAGACAAUGAGGUUCCAUUCAUAGUCCGCCACGUUGUGGACUAUAUUGAGGAACAUGGGGGUCUGGAACAAGAAGGACUUUUUCAAGUCAAUGGGAAUGCUGAAACAGUGGAGUGGCUUCGGCAGCGGUAUGAUAAUGGAGAAGAUGUGGACCUGGUUAAGGAAGCAGAUGUACCCUCAGCUAUCAGCCUUCUUAGAUUUUUUCUUCAAGAACUUCCAGAGCCAGUUAUUCCAGGCAGCUUGCACACACAUUUGAUGCAACUUUCGCAAGAUUAUAAUAAUGAAGAUGAAUUUGGAAGGAAGUUGAGGUUCCUCUUGCAGCAGCUUCCACCUGUGAAUUACAGUUUGCUAAAGUUUCUGUGCAAAUUUUUAGCCAACGUAGCAUCGCAUCAUGAAGAAAUUUGGUCGGCAAGUUCUUUGGCUGCAGUCUUUGGCCCAGAUGUCUUUCACAUUUACACAGAUGUGGAGGAUCUGAAAGAACAAGAAAUAGUUAGCAGAAUAAUGGCGGGACUUCUGGAGAACUACUAUGAAUUCUUUGAAAAUGAAGAGGAAGAUUUUUCAUCUACUAAUGAUUUAAGCUCAAUAACUGAGCAGAUAAAUGAUCUCUUGGAAGAGGAGGAAGAUGUCAAGCUUGAGCAGUCUGAAGAACUUCCAGAAGAUGGCACGGAGAAACCUGCUGCAAGGCCAGCUGAGGUGCAUCUAGACAUGACUGAGAGCAUCUCGGAUUCCAAGAGUGUUACAGCGUCAGCAAGUGCUCACAUCUCUCCCAUAAGUAUCUUGCCAGCCUCUGCAGACAUUCUAGAAAGAACAAUCAGAGCGGCUGUAGAACAGCACCUUUUCGAUCUGCAGAGCAGCUUAGAUCACGAUCUUAAGCAUAUUCAGCAACACAGAUUGGGCUGUAACAAUGAAGCAGAAAACCCCGACGGGGAUGCAGAAGGAUCUAACAACCAGAAUGAUGUUGAUAAUGAUAAUGUUGAAGAUAAUGACGUUGGUAGCAGUAAGAACACAGGAGACAGCUCUGAAAUAUUGGCCAGCACCACUGUGGACAGUGCUGUUCUAAAACAGGACACGGUGACUGAGGAGGAAGAAAACCUUCAGGUACUGGCCCUUCCUUUUGCUGAGACUGCAGAUGUAUUAUUGAAACCGUGCAGUAAAGAUGCCGAAGUUGAUGGUGAAAAUAAUAGUGAAAGGGAAAAUUGUGUAUUGCUUGAUGGCAGUGACAAUAUAUCUUCUGAGAUGUUUCUGGAUUCAACCAGCAAGCCUUGUGAUCUUAAUGCCAAUACUGAUUCAGAGGUGUCAGGGGAUGGCAGCAGUCAUCUUUCUGAGGAAGCUGUGGGUGUCCAAGUACCACGUCUAGAUCUGAAGAAUGUAUCUGAUGGUGACAAAUGGGAAGAUCCGUUUCCUGCUUUCAAAUCCUGGCAGGAAGACAGUGAAUCUGGAGAGGCUCAGCUUUCCCCGCAGGCUGGACGAAUGACCAACCAUCCCUUGGAAGAGGAUUGUCACCCAGUACUGUCUCAUCGUAGUUUGGAUUUUGGACAAAGCCAACGUUUCUUGCAUGAUCCAGAAGCGUUAGAUUCUUCAUCCAAAGCACUUUCUUUUGUCAGAACACGAAGAGCAUCCUUUAGCUCAAAAGAUGACAAAAGGGAUGACAAGACUCCGUAUCAGCUUGUCAAGAAAUUACAGAAAAAAAUAAAGCAAUUUGAGGAACAAUUUGAAAAAGAGAAAAACAGUAAGCCCUCCUAUAGUGAUAUUGCGGCCAAUCCAAAAGUUUUGAAGUGGAUGACAGAGCUUACCAAACUGAGAAAGCAAAUAAAAGAUUCGAAGCAGAAGAGCUCAGAUGGAGAAUUCAUACCUCAAACACGUCCUCGGAGUAACACACUUCCAAAAAGCUUUGGCUCCUCUCUUGACCAAGAGGAUGAAGAAAAUGAAGAUGAGAUGCGGGUGGUGCAGAAAGAGAAGAAGCCCUCCAAGGAAGCUACACUUGAACUCAUUUUGAAAAGACUGAAGGAAAAACGAGUUGAAAGAUGUUUGCCAGAAGAUAUAAAAAAAAUGACAAAGGACCAUUUGGUAGAAGAGAAAACAUCUCUCCAGAAAAGUCUCCUGUAUUAUGAAAGUCAGCAUGGACGCCCGGUAACUAGAGAAGAAAGACAUAUUGUGAAGCCACUAUAUGACAGAUACAGACUUGUAAAACAAAUGUUAACUAGAGCAAGCAUUACUCCUAUCCUUGGGUCACCAUCAACCAAGAGGCGGGGACAGAUGUUACAGCCCAUUAUUGAGGGUGAAACUGCACAUUUUUUUGAAGAAAUUAAGGAAGAAGAGGAGGAAAGUGAUGGUUUGUCUGCAGACCUGAAUGAUAUCCUAAAAACUGCUACCCAAACACAGUCUGUUUUAAGCCCCGUUGAAAACUCGGAGUCUGAUGUUGAAGAUGGUCAAGAAAAACUGACACGGGACCUUAGGCUGUCAAGCACUCGAGCUGCUUCUAUGCCAGAAUUGCUGGAGCAACUGUGGAAAGCCAGAGCUGAAAAAAAGAAGCUACGCAAGACCUUACGAGAAUUUGAAGAGGAGUUUUAUCAACAGAACGGCAGGAACAUACAGAAAGAAGACCGGGUUCCGAUGCUUGAUGAGUACAGGGAGUACAAGAAAAUUAAAGCCAAACUUAGGCUGUUAGAAGUCCUUAUCAGCAAACAAGACUCUUCGAAGUCAAUAUAAAUUAUGUUCCUCCAAAACUUUGAAUAACAUAAUAUUUCCUUAUGCUACCAUUGUACUUAUUGGGUACUUGUGUUCAUUUGUCAUGCACUGUUGAAAGAAUCCAGUUUGUGCACUUUAUUGUGGUGCCGCUAUAACCUGUUCGAAGGGUAGGUAGGUCCUGUCUAGAGCAAGAAUCAGAUUUCUAAGUUCGAGACUGCUCUAUCCAACUUUAGCAAACAUGAUUUCCAUCAAAAUUUUGUAUUACAUAUGCAUCUUGUUCCCAAAAGACUAUAGCAUUUUGUUCUUUAGCGUUCAAGAGCUUUGAGACUUUUGGUAUUACCAACCUUUUGCGUUAUUGAAGAAAUUGCCUAUAUCAUAGUCCUACACUGAACUCCUCCUGUUGCCUGUUUUUUAUUACGGGGAAAAAAAGGUCAGCAAAUUAAAUACACAGCUCUUUUUCUUGGGACACUUAAAAACUGGACUGAAAUUCCUUUUAAAGGACUGUUGUGAAACAACUUUAAUUUUUGGUAUUCUAAAUUGCAUCUAUCACACAGUAAUAAUUAACAUCUAUGGAUUUUGCUACUUAGUGGUCACGUAUCCUCCUUGAUAAAGAUGACAGUGGACAAACCAGAAAGUGACCUUGCUUAGUGUCUUUUAAAACUUGGAAAACUCAAAAGUUAUAUCACACGCUGCCUACAGGACUUACGUUACUGUUGUUCAUUAUACCAUUUUACCAGUUCUUGUUUAUCAGCUAGUGGUGACACAGUGUUUUGUCUGAAUUGGAUACUGCAUCUCCACUUUGAGAAGACUUGAGGAACAUAAUGAACAUUUCAGUGUAUGGGAAAUGUGUCGGUGCUCAGACUUGCACGGCUCCAGCAGAAAAGACCUGGCUUGGGUCAGUUAAAAUUCCACUGUACGUGAAACAAGUAUGGUAUCAAGGGCUAAAAUCAGUGUAGCUAAUGGGCACCAUAAGGUGAACUGUGUCAGUGUGGAGGGAGGAAAUCACUGCUGUUUAUCAUGAUUUUGUUACAUGGUUGGAGAAGAAAACUAAGCGAUCUAACCUUUAUGAUGUAAGCAAAACAGUUUAUGGGCCUUGCAUGAUUUAGCUUCAAAGCUGAAACUAAAUAAUGUUUUGAUGAUCACAUCUGCUGUGCUGAACGAUGAUUUCGCUAGCUUUGUGCGCUACAACAGCCAUCAGCAGCUGUUUCUGAUCUGGCAAAAUCUAAGUGUUAAUUUUAACUGGUGCUUUCUCCAAUUUUUUCUUCGCUAUAUCCGUUUGAUUGUGGUCAUGUUUUGCAUGCACCUCCUCUCACUGCAUGUUUUUAAGACUGGCUAAUGUCAACACAGCUUUUAUUCACACUGCUUUAUGAAAGACCAAAAAUGAACUUUCUCACAAAGUAAGACGUGGCUCGCAUGUAACCUCAUAGGCUUGCUGUUCUGUCAUGAAGCAUAUGAAAUAGGUUGAUAGUAGGAUUUUUAGUGCUCAGAUUUCAUCUGUGUACUAUAGAAUACUUCUUGUUUUGUUUUACUUUGCUUGUGGGCGUGUUUUUUAAUUCAGAAAAAAAGCACUAAAACUAUUGAGCACUGGUGGUAUGCAUUUUUUUCCUUUUUUUUUUUUUAAAAAAAAAAAAAAAACAGCAAAAUGAUUUGGGACCUUAAAGAAUUAUGAGGUUAAACUAGUCUUGAGACCAUUUAUCAAUUUUAUUCAGUUCCAUUGUGCAAUGUACACCUCAGUUAACUUUUCUAUUGGUCUGCAGACACGGGUGUAUCCGAACAUUGAACCUAAUGCGUACUGUAUAGUGUUGUACAUGAAUGUUUGUGUUUUAUAUACCACAUGCAAAAUGUCAAUAUGCACUAUUUAAAUGUUUUAAAUAAUAUAUUCCUCCUUUAUAAUGCUUAAAUCUAUAUGAUUCCAAUAUUUUUAUAAGUGAGUGAGUGAUCAGACUGGUUCCAAUUCAGAAUUAACAGCUGCUUUGUGUUUGUUAUGCGGUGUUUGGCUGUUUA
Messenger RNA from Nothoprocta perdicaria, 5055 nucleotides. It is a transcript of the gene FAM13B, whose product is annotated as family with sequence similarity 13 member B. The coding region runs from base 265 to 3072 and encodes 935 amino acids. Gene Ontology annotation, biological process: signal transduction. NCBI's taxonomy places the organism in Eukaryota, Metazoa, Chordata, Aves, Tinamiformes, Tinamidae. The record is from RefSeq and is a predicted model, not a curated record. The transcript is spliced from 24 exons.